CGCCAGGUCCGGUGUGAAUGAAUUACUCGGUGGAAAUAGUCGAGGGGAGACUCGGCUUCCUUCUUUGUAAAAUGCCAUUUGGGGCUGUUUGGGGCACUUUGAUCUUUUUUUAGCUGCUCCGGUAUUUUUUUGCUGUGCAUAUAGCACACAGUACUCUGGGACGCCUUUGCUGCGGAGCUUGGGCCGCUCGCCUGGGCCUCCGUGGUCGUGAAGUGGGAGGGGGAAGGGGCUGGCCUAGUUUAGGCUUUUUCCUUUUCCUGGCUCUGUCAUUGCCUAUAUCCAGAGUUAUUGUUUAUUUGUUAUGUGUUCAUUUGUUGUUUAUUGUAUAUAAUCAUGACACAGUAUCCUGAAGCCAUCGAAGGCUGUGUGCCGGUGGAAAGUCUGGGACAGGUUUAAGAAGAGAGAGGUGAGCUGGAGCUGAAGGGGACGGGCACGCAGCCGCACAGGGCAUGUCACCUCUGUGGAGAGUUAAGGCAUGGUCGGGGGCGAAAGGCCCACCAGCCACAGUUAAGAAAAUGCCGUCAUCACCCCUAAACAUCCGUUUUACCCCUCAUAUCCCAUUCACUCUUGACCGAGGUGAGCUGCUCCUAGUGUCCCAUCCAAGGGUGGCAUCUAGAGAGCUGCUGAGGUUCCUGCUCUCCUGGCCUUGUAGACCCAGAGGAUGGCAAUGCAGGCAGGUUCUUUUUGGGUUGUUUCGACCUUACUUUGAAAGAUGGGGGGAGAAAAGUUGAAUCUGAGAAGGUGACUGGUUCAGAUCAUGGACUUGUAAGGUUAGAAGUCAGGUCUGCAGGUUCCCUAGCUAGUGCCUCCAUUUUACCACUGUUAGAUCAAAGUAAGUUUCUUAUGGAAAUAUCCUUUUGAUAAAUUGUAAACAGCUAGAACAGACAAUUUUUAAACAUUUAUCUUGCCUUAAACACCUCAUCCGUUUUUUAGAGGUUUCUUGGAUUAUCUGACCUGAAGGGGUUUAAUGGUGUUAGCAGGUAAAUAGAUGAAUAAAGCCUGAGGAUUUUUUCCCCCGACAACAUUAGUUUUGACAAAUCCAUACUGUUUCUUCCUUUAGAUUACUGCUAUUUGUUAAACUCAUCUUUUCAUGUUUUUAAUUUUUCUGUGUCACAGAACCUAAAUUGGUAAUAAAUCAGUAAGAAACAAAUGUUUACAUUCACUCAGUGAAAAGUAUCAUGUCUAAGUUCAACAUAUAUUGGAGCCACACAUGGACACGUAAGUAUCUCCUGUGUGGAGCUGGAUAGGCAGGUGAAUUCAGGAACUGCAAGGCAGGCUGAGUCUCUCCUGACAUCCUUCUUCCUUCCUUCUUCAGCUCUCCCUCCUCCACUAAGAGCGGAAAAUGAACAAAUUCCAGGUGCCAAAAUUGUGUUUAAAAACCAAAAAAUUGGGAGAGGCUCUAGAAGAUGAUCUCUUCAAGCAGAGAGGAUUCAUCCUUUUCUCUGGAACAAGUGUCAUUCAAGGAUGUAUGUGUGGACUUCACCCAGGAAGAGUGGUAUCUGCUGGACCCUGCUCAGAAGACACUGUACAGAGAUGUGAUCCUGGAAAAUUACAGUAACCUUAUCUCAGUAGGGAAUUGCAUUACUAAGCCAGAAGUGAUCUUCAAGAUAGAGCAAGGAGAAGAGCCCUGGAUAUUAGAAAAGGGCUUCUCAAGCCAGUGCCAUCCAGAAAGGAAAUGGAAAGUUGAUGAUCUGUUAGAGAGCAGCCAGGAGAAUCAAGAUGAACAUUUUUGGCAGCUUUUAUUCAACAACAACAAGACAGUAAAUGUAGAAAGUGGCAGCAGAGUAAGGAAAACUUUCAAUCUGGUCACAGACCCUGUUUCUUCAAGAAAUUUUCCCUAUAAAAUAUGUGACUCAUGUGAAAUGAAUUUGGCAAAUAUUUCAGGCUUAAUUAUUAGUAAAAAGAACUAUUCUGGAAAGAAACCUGGUGAGUUUAAUGUAUAUGAGAAAUUGCUCCUUGACAUUAGGCGUGAGAAAAUUCCUAUUGGAGAGAAAUCUUACAAAUAUGGUCAAAAAAGGAAUAUUCUUAGUCAUUACCAGGAUCUUACUCAGCCAAUUUUUGACCAACCUGUUGAGUAUAAUGAAGAUGGACAUGACUUCCAUAAGGAGGCAGCCUUUUUUACAAAUAAGAGAUCUCAGAUAGGAGAGACACUCUCUAAAUAUAAUGAAUGUGGAGGAACCUUCAUUGAAAGUUUAAAGCCAAGUGUACCUCAAAGAACUCAUUUGGAAAUGGAGCCAUAUGAAUGCAGCAUUUGUGGAAAGUCCUUCUAUAUGGGUUUAAAAUUUGGACAUCAGAGAGCUUUUACAGGGGAUGGUCCUUACGAAUAUAAUGAAUAUGGGGAAAUCUGUGACAAUUCGACUUUCAUUAUCCAUCAGGGAGCUUACUCAAGAAAGAUUCCCCAUGCAUAUAAAGUGAGUGACAAAACUUGGGAAAAAUCAACUCUCUUUAAGCAUCAGAUAGCACACAUGGGGGAAAAACCCUAUGAGUACAAUGAAAAUGGGAAUAAUUUCAGCAAGAAGUCACAUGUCACCCAACUUCGGAGAGCUCACCCAGGAGAAAAGACGUUUGUAUGUGGUGAAUGUGGGAAAACCUUCUGGGAGAAGUCAAACCUCACUCAACAUCAAAGGACACACACAGGAGAGAAGCCCUAUGAGUGUACUGAAUGUGGAAAAGCCUUUUGCCAGAAACCACACCUUACCAACCAUCAGCGAACACAUACAGGAGAAAAGCCGUAUGAAUGUAAGCAAUGUGGAAAAACAUUCUGUGUGAAGUCAAACCUCACUGAACAUCAGAGAACACACACAGGGGAGAAACCUUAUGAAUGUAAUGCAUGUGGAAAAUCCUUCUGCCAUAGGUCAGCCCUAACUGUCCAUCAGAGAACGCACACAGGGGAAAAGCCUUUUAUAUGCAAUGAAUGUGGAAAAUCCUUCUGUGUGAAGUCAAACCUCAUUGUACAUCAGAGAACUCACACAGGGGAGAAACCCUAUAAAUGUAAUGAAUGUGGGAAAACCUUCUGUGAAAAGUCAGCUCUCACUAAACAUCAGAGAACUCACACAGGGGAGAAACCAUACGAGUGUACUGCAUGUGGGAAGACCUUUAGUCAGAGAUCAGUACUUACUAAACAUCAGAGAAUUCACACAAGGGUGAAAGCUCUUUCAACAUCCUGAAUGUUCAGAAGCCUUCAUACACCUGUCAGAUUUGUUGUACAGUUUGAAAAAGUGAGAUUAGAGAAAGCCAAAGAAUGCCAGAAAUUACUAGAAAAUGGUAGCUUUCAAGAAAAAUUAAAACUUUUCAUUAGAUAAUCUGUACUGAGGGGGAAUCUGUUCAUUUAAGUAAUGCAGUAAAAAUCUUUAGUACUUAUUUAGUGUCAUAUUCCAGAUGUGAUACCAAAAUUUUAUUGUAUGUAUAGUGGACAAUAUUCAUGUAUACCAUAUUCACAGUGAGAUCUGAAGCUUAAAAAAUGUUGAAUGGCAGCACCGUUAAACAUAUAUGUGAGGUGUCCCUGAUGUUUGUAGAUCUUACGUGAGAAUGUUAAUAUAACAGGAAUUUGGGGUAUGCUUGAUUUGUAUAUUGGAGCCCAACAUGGUUGUGAGGAGAACCCUUAGUUUAGUAAUUAUGGUAUAAAUAUUUUCCACACUAAAUACCACCAGUGUCUUUAUAUCUUGAAAUAAUUUUAUAUGUGUGUUGACGUAUGUGUGUGCAUGUGUAUAUAUGUAUAUGUGUAAAUAUAUUUGUGCACACAUACUUACACACAUAGUGAUAUGUUAGUAUCACUUUGUAUGACUUAAAAGUGCUGCUGAUUGUUAAAUUUUCAAGAAUUUUGUGAGCCAGUUGCUAAACACAGUCAUUAUUUAAAACUAUGAACUUACAAUUAAAUUAUAUUAAAAACAAAGGUAAUAAAUACUCCGCUAAUUAUUUUGCUGUAUUUCACUAUUAUCUUUGUUGCUGAGGUUUUUAUAUUGUUGAAUCUGUAUGGUGAAAAUACUACACGAGUAUAAUCGUGAGCUGCUGCACAUCUCUGGCCAACUGUACGUUCAGUGCCAUCAUGUUGGUAGCUUGGACUUAGUGGCAGUUACACCUUGGAAAUUGUCAUGAUCUACAAAUCAGGGUUUUUACUCUCUCAGAGAACCUGUUAUCAAAUAUAUACCAGCACAUCACUAUGGAUAUAUGAAAAUACAUUUGACAAAUUUGAAGUACAAAUCACAUACUCUUUUUCUAUUUCCUGACAUUAAUAAAUGGCUGUGGCCAUUGUUGCUGAACUGCCUCUUCCAUAAAGAAGCCAAAAAAUGUUUUUUGUGAGGUUUUUAACUACCUCUGAAUCAGUCCUGUUCUAAAUAGUAUUGGAAUCUCUUUAUAGCAUGGCCCGUAUAUGUUUUAAGAUAAUAUUUCACAAAGAACCACAUCACCUAUCUUUCCUCUGACUGUUUGCUGGCAUGUAUGUGUGAGUACAGCCUUUAUUACUGAACUAGCACUUCAAUAAAGAAGUCAAGUAGUAUUUUUCUGAGGUUUAUCAGCUACCUCUGGGUCAGUCAGUAAUGUAAAUGCUGUUAGUAAGAAUGAUAUUUACAUAAAUUUUGCAAAUGUUAACAUAAGGUAUAAGCAGAAUUGCUGCACUCUAAAAAUAAAAUGUGGUGGUAUGUAACGAAAUGCCCUUUUCAUUGUCUUGGUAUUUCAUUUUGUUACCUACUUAGGCAUAAGAUAUGUAGCCCUAGUUCUGUGUAACCGAGGAACUAUGUAUUUGUAUUUAGUAUUAUAGAAUAUCAUAUUGUAUCUCUGCCUCCUUUGUCCUGUUUCCUGUGCUUCCUUAGAACAGAUUGGUAAGCAGUUCUAAGAGACACUGCCAACGCAACAGCUAUUCCCUACUUCUUCCUUGCUGACCCAAAUUUUGUCUUUUUAUCCUUCCUUCGUCCAGAUGAUUUAGGGGAUGACUCCAAAUUAGUCAAAGGUAAUUAUGGAAAUUCCAUUCUAGUGAUUUUGUUGAGAUGAAUGUGAGCAGUGAGAUGUUUGGGAAAUACUCUGCAGUACUUCUGGGAAAGAUCUCUGUGACAAAAUACUGUCACGACAUGAGAAGAUGUGAGAGACAUGAGAAGAGAGUGCCCUGUUCAGCUGGACUUUAUCGUGUCUGUAUGUGAUACUGGCUUACAGUUUGUGGCCCUGAAGGGCAGUAGCCUAAAGAUGUAUGAGGUGGGAAAAGCCAGUUCAGAGGUGACGUCACUGAGCUGUUCUAUGCUGUACCUGCUCUCUACUGGGACUUUGUAUUACCUGUGAUAGUAAUUGUUUCUUGUUUAUUCUUAGGGCUGUGUGAUACUUAGAGCUGAUGGAAUUCCAGCUGACACAUAGGAACAUGUACCUAUGUGUUAAUGUUCUAUAUGGUGAUUUGAGGGAGGAAUUAUUUCUUUUUACAAGUUGAAAUAGGGGUGGCUGUUUUUGUCAGCAUGGUUCUUUUUGAUGGAAAACAGAGUUCUCCAAAUAAAAAAGGUUUUAGUGAAGACUUGUUACAUUGGUGUGGGCCAGAAACAAGUGGUGUUGAAAUGCCUGCGGAGUGGCAUCAUCAGGAAGCUAUUACUGUUCCGCAAGGGGCAAGGAUGAAAACUGUUACCAGAGCCCAGUGAGAACUGCCCUUGUUGAGGAGGGACCACCUUGUAGGAGAUACUGUCACUACCAAAAUCAUGGCACCAAAUUGCUGGUGCCUCCUUUUGGAAAACCCAACCAGAUGCAUUUGCAGGUGAGCCCAGGUGGGCACAGGGAAGGAUGGGGAGAGUCUGGGUGGGGAAAAUGAAGAAUAAGCAGCACGCACAGUGUUUUUCAUUUUUGUAAAUUCCUAUGUAAAAGGCUCAGUAUUAGAAAUAAAGUUAUUCUACUAGUAGAAAGCUAAACCUUUGUGCUUUGUUGUGGUUUUGUAUCAGCAUAAGUAAAUUUCCUUUGGAACCAAGCACUGUGGCAGAUACAUCUCUCCUUUGAUGUGUAUGAAGCAAACAUUGUGUUAAAAUGCAUUAUUCAUACUCAUCUCUCUGUGGUAUUACUAUUAUAUGUAGUGUGAGGUAAGCAGCUCAAUGUUCUUUUAAAUAAAUUGCCAGUUGUCCUUGCACUUUUUGGUUAAUUCACACUUUUUCUUGUUGAUUUGAUAUGGCAUUUUUACUGUGUACUUAAAUAUAAUAUGUUGCGACUAUU
This is a messenger RNA of Galeopterus variegatus (Sunda flying lemur), 6171 nucleotides long. RefSeq names its product zinc finger protein 248 (gene ZNF248). Gene Ontology annotation, molecular function: DNA-binding transcription repressor activity, RNA polymerase II-specific. Bases 1407 to 3167 code for a protein of 586 amino acids. The record is from RefSeq and is a predicted model, not a curated record. The transcript has 5 exons. NCBI's taxonomy places the organism in Eukaryota, Metazoa, Chordata, Mammalia, Dermoptera, Cynocephalidae. Gene Ontology annotation, biological process: negative regulation of transcription by RNA polymerase II.